AUGAGGCUUCAUCUUUUUCUUCAAACAUUGGGGACACAUUUAGAAAGUAUCUCUCUCUGUCUGCCUGUCUCAGAUCUCGGGGGCUUUGCCUCCAGCUUCUUCAGUGGUUUCUCAGGAAACAAUCACCAGGAGCAGCAGCAGCAGCACAGUCAUCACAGCUCGCACCCGUCUCACAGUGGGGAUUUAGGAGGCCUGCUGGUGGUCGGCGUGCUUCUGCUCGUAGCCUAUUGCGUCUAUAAGCUGUUCCUCAGUGGAAACAUGGCCCAGUGGGGGCAGGACAGAGGACAGACUGGUUACCCCGGAGGCAAUCACCAUGGCUCCACCGCAGGACCUCCACCCCCAGGAUUCAAGCCCGACUUCACAGGACAUGCUGGGGCAAACCCAGGCUACGGUUUCCAUAGUGACUACACUCAUGGCCAACAGUUCCCAGGCUCCUCCCACUGUCCAAAAUCCUGCAGACAGUGAUUGGUCCAUAAGAAAGAGUUGUUUGGAGAUUUUACACCCUGAGGCCACACGUCCUGAUCUCCACGAACACAAAGUAGAUCAGACUCAUACAGAGAACACAUGGAAACAUUGUGUUGGUGCUAAAGCCUGUUUUAUUAUUUGUUGCAAGCUAUAGGGACCUGUGCUGUCCCCCUUCCUGUUCACCAUAUACACCUCGGCCACCUGCAAGUUCUCCACUGACUUUGUGAAGUGGGCCAGUGAGAACCACCUGAUUCUGAAUGUGACCAAGACCAAGGAAAUUGUGGUGGACUUCAGGAGGAACAGGACAGCUCCACAACCGCCGAGGGUGCUGGGGGAGGACACAGAGAUGGUGUGACGCUGAACAACACACUGGACUGCAAGGCUAACGCCAGCGCUGCGUACAGGGAGCAGGCUGCGAUCCUUUGUGAUGCGAUCCGUUGAUGUAUGCAGCGACAUGUUGGAGUUCUUUUACUGUCUGUUGUGGCCAGUGCUCUGUUCUUUGCUGUGGUGUGCUGGGGGAGCAGUAUUGGAGCCGGUGAAACAAACAAACUCAACAAACUGAUCCAUCAUUGGCUGCAAACAGGUCACCGUGGAUACUGAACAAAGUGGAUAACCCUGAACAUCCUCCAGGCUCAGGAGAGCACAUUCUCCGCUGUCACAGGACAGAUUCAGGACGUCGUUCCUGCCAUCAGCCGUCAGGACUUACAAGAACUCUCUGUAAUAACUGCACAAUGUCUCUUCAUGAGAUCAAUAUUAAUCAGACUACAUUAGUCUCUCCUUUAUGCCAUUCUUUUAUUAUUGCACUAUUUUCUUGUA
Molecule: messenger RNA, 1281 nt
Organism: Solea senegalensis (Senegalese sole)
Lineage: Eukaryota; Metazoa; Chordata; Actinopteri; Pleuronectiformes; Soleidae
Product: store-operated calcium entry-associated regulatory factor-like
Exons: 2
Coding region: 1-465 (154 amino acids)
Biological process (GO): regulation of store-operated calcium entry
Cellular component (GO): endoplasmic reticulum membrane
Source: RefSeq, a predicted model, not a curated record